UGCCUUUGGUUCGGUUGGAUUUCCGCGCGCUUGAACGAAAUACAAAAUUCAAGUCAAGUCACCAAAACACAGCAACGGCUCUAAGCAGAGAAGUUAUCUGCGCGCGCCAAAAAGGAAAAUCGCAAAACAAAACAAAAAAAGAAAACUUAACAUUGUCCUACCAUUUUAUAUGUUCCGUGUGUGUCCCCGUCGUGCCUGUGCCCAAGUGUUUGUAAUAACUGUAACAACUAAAGUGUCGAACAAAUUAUGCACCAGCAAAGGAUUAAUAAAAUAAUAGCUGUUUCAAUCUGACAAAAACUACACACAUAGAGAGUGAACACACAAAAGACAAAUAGGAGUAGCAGCAAAGCAGUGGAGCAACGGAAGGAGACAUCCAGUGUUUACCGUUGUCUUUUACCAUCCACAUCUCCGACCCGCAUUCGUGUGCGGUGGUCCCCUCCAGCCUCCUCAUGAAAUGCAAAAGUUGGUCCAAUAAAUUCAACAAUUUCGUCGUACGCCGAUUCAAGGCGUCAAUCAAGAGUAACGGUACACAACAACAGCAGCAGCAGCUUCAGCCCUGCAGCGGGGCCAGUAUUGCAGCCGCCUCCAUCGUCGUCUCGGCUGCAGCCUCAAGCAGCAGCAGCAACAGCGAUUGCACACAGCAACAGCAACCAUUCAACAUUGCUGCCACAACAGCAACGACACAAACGGCUACCAUGCCGGCGGCAAUGGCCAAGGAGAAAGCCACAACGCCAGUGUCCUUAAGCGAAUCGAAUUUCAUGGAAUUGAAACUGAAAGAGCAGCUGGUCGUCGUCGUUGAAGCCAUGGCCGCCACCACAGCGGCGUCCCGAUUGCAACAGCACACGUGCGGCUGUGGGGCAGCCUCUGCCACCAAUAUCGGCACCGGCAGUGCCACAACGACGCUGACGACGACAACAGAGAACAACAACAACAGCCGCUAUGGCAGCAGCAACAAGUAUCUGACAAACGGCCACACAUCGCCUUUGGCGGCAGCGGUGGCCAGCAACAGUUCGUCUGUCGCCUCAACGCCGCAGUGCAGCAAAGCUUGCUGUCGGCAUCAGUACCAGAAUGUAAUCUGCCACGAAUUGAGGCAGCAGAAGGACAUACUGGACAUGUUUCAGCAGCAGCAUCAACAGCAACAACAACAACAACAGCAGCAGCUUCAACAACAGCAGCAGCAACAACAAAAUCCUCCGCCCCGCAGAUCCCCAAAUGAUUUCAUCUUUGGGCGCUACAUCGGAGAGGGGAGCUUCAGCAUGGUCUACCUGGCGGUGGACAUUCACUCGCGACGCGAGUAUGCAAUUAAAGUCUGUGAGAAGCGCCUGAUCCUGCGGGAGCGCAAACAGGACUACAUUAAGCGGGAGCGGGAGGUGAUGCACAUGAUGACCAGUGUGCCCGGCUUCGUGAAUCUCUCGUGCACGUUCCAAGACCAGCGCUCCCUUUACUUUGUGAUGACCUACGCCCGCAAGGGCGACCUCCUGCCGUACAUCAACCGCGUUGGCAGCUUCGAUGUGGCCUGCACCCGUCACUAUGCCGCCGAGCUGCUGCUCGCCUGUGAGCACAUGCACCGUCGCAACGUGGUCCACCGCGACCUGAAGCCCGAGAACAUCCUGCUCGACGAGGACAUGCACACUCUGAUCGCCGACUUUGGCUCUGCCAAGGUGAUGACAGCGCGCGAGCGUGUCUUUGCCUCCGAGCACUGUGCGGAGACGCGGCGCGGCAACUCGGACGACGAUGACGAGGACAGCGACAAGCUGGACUACGAUGACGAGGAGUAUUACGACAAGGAUUCGGAGCUGGAUGAUGGCGAUGAUGAUCAGCAGCACACCGCCGACGAGAUGGACUCCCCGCGGCACCGCCAGCGUCGCUAUGCGCGGCGUCGCAAGGGCAGCUUUGUGGGCACCGCCCAGUACGUGUCCCCGGAGGUCCUGCAGAACGGCCCCAUCACGCCUGCCGCCGAUCUGUGGGCAUUGGGCUGCAUCAUCUACCAAAUGAUCUCGGGCCUGCCGCCCUUCCGUGGCAGCAACGAUUAUGUCAUCUUCAAGGAGAUCCUCGACUGCGCCGUCGACUUCCCUCAGGGCUUUGACAAGGAUGCCGAGGAUCUAGUCAGGAAGCUGCUCAAGAUCGAGCCCCGCGACCGCCUCGGUGCCCAGGAUGAGUUCGGCUACUACGACAGCAUCCGUGCCCAUCCCUUCUUCGCCGGCGUCAAUUGGGAAACACUUCGCCAACAGACCCCUCCUCCCAUCUACCCAUACCUGCCCGGCGUCAGCCAGGACGAGGACUUCCGCUCCAGCUACAGUGUGCCCGGGGACCUGGAGCCGGGUCUCGAUGAGCGUCAAAUCACCCGCCUGCUCAGCGCCGAGCUGGGAGUGGGAAGCAGCGUGGCCAUGCCCGCCAAACGAUCCACAGCUAAGAACUCCUUCGACUUGAGCGAUGCCGAGAAGCAGCAGCGUCUGGAGCAGCAGAAGACUGACAAGUGGCAUGUGUUUGCCGACGGCGAGGUGAUCCUCAAGAAGGGAUUCGUGAACAAGCGCAAGGGCCUGUUUGCCCGCAAGCGUAUGCUUCUGCUCACGACUGGACCCCGCCUCAUCUACAUCGAUCCCGUGCAGAUGAUCAAGAAGGGCGAGAUCCGCUGGAGUCCAGAGCUCCGGGCAGAAUACAAGAACUUUAAAAUCUUCUUUGUCCAUACGCCGAGUCGCACCUACUACUUGGACGAUCCCGAAGGAUAUGCCAUCCACUGGUCCGAGGCCAUAGAGAAUAUGCGCAAAUUAAGCUAUGGCGACUCAACCUCCUCAUCCGCCUCCUCCUCGGCCUCGACGUCAUCGUCGUCGGCGGGAGCCACCACCAUAUCCUGCUCGAGCGGCAGCAGCAACAGUCUGGCUGUGGCCGCCGCCCACUCGAAUUCAUCCGCCGCCUCCUCGAACAGCUCCCCAACGGCGCGACGCAGCUCGCCGGUGAAUGCGCCCAGUAGCCGGCAACAGCAGGAGGUGAGAACAACGGGGACGUCGCCGACAAAAAAGACGGCGUCCAAGUGAGGAAGUGGAUGCGAUUGUAAACCUACGAUUAGUUGUAGCAAUGAGAAAUUCAAUUCUAAUUUAGAAGAAAUUUAGUGCAAAGCCAAGGCAAAGCAUCAGCAGGAAGAGCGAUGAUGAAUCAAUAAUGAUGAUGAUGAUGAUGAUGGGGAGAAUAUAAAGAUAAAGAUGUCUCUAGUGCUAAUUAGAACCCAAUUUCUGUUUCUGUUUAUCGUUUGUCGAUCGUCGAUCGUUGAUCUUUGAUCGUUUUGAUUGUGCUUAGUGCAGAGAAUACUAAUAUAACUAAAGCUAAAACUAAAACUAAAGUUAAACCUAAACUAAAGUAAUCUAAUGUUAAGUAAAUUCAAUUCGAUUCGAAGCUUAAAUUAAAUAUUUAUAUACAAUAUAUAGCAUAUAUGUAUAUUCUGUAUGACAUCGUCAGAGGGUAGCACACAGCCCAUGCCGCUUACACCCCCCACGCAACGCAACCGCAACACAGCCCAUCCCCCCCCUAAGAUUUGCCUAGAAUUUAGUAUAACUUGUAAUAAUUUUUUAGUGCGUAGUUAGUCACAAUUUAAAUGAAUUACCGAACUAGCAUCAGAUUGAGAUAUAGAUCGAAAUCCAUGGGUGGGGGAGGCAAAACGGCGGAACGUUGUAAAGCGGAGCGGGAGAGCCGGCGAGCGGUAAAAUUUGAUACACGAAAAACCGAUGAAAAAAACUGUAUUUAAUUUAAUUUGUUGUGGAAAACGUACUAGCAAAAUGUGUCGAAAAUGUAAUAUAGUAAUAUUUAUAUCUCUAUAUAUAUGUAUUUGUAGGCGUAUCUGAGGAGUUUGUUGAUUUAUUGUACAUUUUUGUAUAUAAUCGUAACUAUUGUAAACCACACUAUACCACUAUAUAUAUGGGAAAUCCAACAACAAAACAACACACACAUCAGAAGGCCAGCAAAACCGCAAACAGAGAGGAUUAGUGGCAGUGCCUAGCAGACACUAGCAGUCGGGGCACUAAUGCUACACUUUCUUGUUAAAUUAUAUUAUAUAUGUAUACAUAAAUAUAUACGUGUGUAUAAUCCUAUGCUAAUUAUCAUUAUUUAUCAUUGUCAUUAUUAUGCCUAAUUGUUUAAAUUGUAACAUUUUUUCGUUUGUUUUCUCCACUCUGGAUUUUUUUUGUACAAUUAUGAUUUUCUGUAAUUGCUUAUUUGCCCUAUAAAGAAACGUAUAAGACUUGAGCAACAACCUCUAUUUAAAACAAAAACAAAAGAAAAAAAAAACGAUGAAAAAUAUGUGAGAAGAAAAAAAAACUACAAAAAAAGCUGA
Molecule: messenger RNA, 4324 nt
Organism: Drosophila obscura
Lineage: Eukaryota; Metazoa; Arthropoda; Insecta; Diptera; Drosophilidae
Gene: Pdk1
Product: 3-phosphoinositide-dependent protein kinase 1
Exons: 7
Coding region: 450-3035 (861 amino acids)
Biological process (GO): intracellular signal transduction; peptidyl-serine phosphorylation
Molecular function (GO): protein serine/threonine kinase activity; ATP binding
Source: RefSeq, a predicted model, not a curated record